Spirodela intermedia is the source of this 6704-nucleotide messenger RNA. NCBI's taxonomy places the organism in Eukaryota, Viridiplantae, Streptophyta, Magnoliopsida, Alismatales, Araceae. The record is from the annotation of a GenBank genome assembly.
AUGAACACGCCGAAGAAGAGGAACUUUAAGAUAGAGGCUUUCAAGCACCGGGUGGAGGUUGAUCCAAAGUACGCAGAGAAGACCUGGAAGGUGCUGGAGCACGCGAUACACGAGAUUUACAAUCACAAUGCUAGUGGGCUCAGCUUCGAGGAGCUCUACAGGUUAGGAUUGUCCCUAUCACUUAUUGCUGUAGUUGUUUUAUUCCAAGAGUGAAGUUUUUCAUCGUACAGUGCAAUUUUUGGAUUGUCUAUGGUUACAAGGCUAGCGCGUGCGUCAUAAUUGCGCUCGUCAAUGUUAGCAAUGUUAUUUCGAUGCAGACGGUAUGGUUUUUGUUGAAGUUUGGUGGAUUUAUGCCUCUUUAUUGUUUAUUUUGGUUUGGGUAAGGUGAUUGACUGAUGUUUUUGAAUCUAUAUGUUUUCUCCAUGGUGAUAUAAUAUGUGACUAUCAAUGUCUUCAGGCAGUGCUUUAUCGUGAAUAGUUCUGUCAUUUCAUUCAUUGGUUUGGAUGUCUUGCUCAACAUUGAAGAGGUUCAGAUGUGCGGCCCACACAAACCUGUUACAUAUGGACAAAAUCUAUUUCGUACGGAGAUAUUUGAGGGAACCAUAGAUGUUUGGAUGGAAGAUUAAAUGGGAGGAUGUAUUGAGAUAAUUGGGACGAUUUUUAGGGCGUGGAGCCAUCAGAGUAUGUGAAAGACAUGGAAAAGGAGGAGAAGGCUAUAUAGGGGCUAGAGAAGUGGAAGUGAACAGAUGUGUGGUGAACACAAGAUCUCGUAGGACGAGGGGCUUCCUCCCUCUGCUUCACCCCCUGCAAUCGGUUUUUAGAAUCCAUAGGCGUUCAAAAACCGAAACCCUAAUUACUGGAUGAUCACUCUUGAAAUUUCAUUAUCACAUACCUCCCACAGUCGAAUUGAACAGACCUAAUACAAAUCCAAAAAUUUGUGUGAGAUAUAUUUUGCCAAUCUAUUGCCAUGAUGCUACUUUACCAAUCGAUUCACAGGUCUCUGACAUACUCAUCUCCAACGAUUUUCUAACAAGCGGCAAUGAAACUUAUAACUUGUUAAAAUCUUACUAUUUUCCAAUUUGAUCCGAUAUAUAGCUUAUUAUUUUUUCCACUUUGAAUGAAAAGAAAAUGUUGAAAUCGAAAGGAGAACAGAUGCCAUGAAAAUCCCCCCGUUCAAGUAAUAAAAGCAUGAUAGUCCCAAAGCCAUCUAGAUUCUUCUCUGGUGAUGAGAACUCUCCCCUCAUGGAAGAAAACGAGGUCCUGAGUAAUGAGCCAUAAAAACUUCUUUGAUAAAAUUUCGUUUACAGAAAAGAAUUAAUCCUAGAUUUCAGGUUUUCCAAUCUUUCAUGAUUGCCAUUAAUAAAGAUAGCCUGAGAGCAGUGAUAACCUAGGAUCUGUGGUGGCUACUUUCCUUCGUAGCAAUUUUAUUUUAAGGCACUCUUUUUACGAGCAAAUCAAUCUUUCUGGGGAGCUAGUUCCCAGCCCACCAUCCUUCCUAGCCUAGUGAUAGCUCCGUGAUGAAGGAGAUAGGGGUGACGAGACAGAAAUGAGAUAUUUCCAGAAGCAGGUACGCUUAAAAGAGUGCAUAAUAUCUCACUGAUCAAGUGCUCCCACCCCAAUGAUGAACCUGACCAAACAAUCUGGCAAAGCUGUGGGACAAAACGACUAAAUAUUACAAGAACCUUUCUUUUGUUAGCCAUUUUUUUGUGUAUGGAGUUCAACUUCAUCGGAAAAAAGAAGGCAAAGGAACUAAGAAAGAAUGUCUCGAUAAGGGGCUUUGAGUGACGACUGAUUGACUAGGCUUUCCUUCAAUGCAAGAAGCAUCGAAUUGUAUUAGUGGGAUAGCUUACUUCAAUACUCCCCAAGCCAGGAAAGCUGGUGUUUGUGAGUGCGCUCACAUCUGAAACUAAUUACAUUGCUCUUUACGAUGCUAAAAAUCAUUUUUUUUGGCUACAUUUGAAGGAUGAUAUUUACUGGAGGCAGAAAGUUUUUAUUUAGAUAUACUAUGUAGAUAAAAAAUCUAUAGAAUAAAUAAACUAGCCUCUAAUCUCUAGUAACCAGUAUAAUAUUGCAUGGAUUCAUCACAUAUCCCCCAGACAGAGAUUUGGAAACGUAGAAUUCAUGUUUUUUGUAUAGGCCGAUUUUAUAGUUGAUAUUUCAGAUAAAAUAAAUCAUAUCUCAUAAUUUUUUUCUUUUGGUAACCUAUCUUUUAUCUUGAAUUUGCUCCAUGAGAGAGACAAACGACUCGAUGUCUCACGAUUAUCCAAUUUAUCUCUAGAUUGGUGCCUAUUUCAUCAUCGAUCUUCUUCAGAAAUAUCUCCUCGUUUCAUGUUUUUAUAAUUGAUCCUCUGAUGGAUUUCUUUUCUAUCAAUAAACAACUCAAAGAAUAUCCUUCCCAUCUCUCAUCUGAGACAUGGGCUCACAGAAGAGAACCUUGAGGAGAGAAAGAAAGUAAGAGUGGAGGAGGGGAAGGAGAGGAAUGAUUGAGAGGAUGGAAAUGAUUAUGUAGAAAUGAAGACUUUGGCAGAUCGGGUGAGAGACUCAAUCGGUGGACUGACGACGCCGUGGAUGUGUCAUUUGAAGGUGAUGAGUAGAUUACAAUUGAGUAUUGCUUGGAAGGCUUGGGGUUGGCACCUUGGUGAGUGAGUUCACAACAAUGGAAGAAAGAGAAAACGGAAGAAAUCAUUAAGAUGGUGAAGUCGGUGAGGGAGAGGACGAUAACACAUUAGCAUAGCUAUCAGGAUUAUCAAAUGGAGCAUUAAGGGAUGACACGUGAAGGAGAAGAAUUGUGCUGUGGCAGCUCCUAUUGCGAUGUAAUUUUGGCGUGCUUUGUAUAGUAGAGAAAAAUGUGAGGAUGGAAAACAGGAGAUUGUGAAGGGGUUUAGUUGACUGUCAACUAGAGGCAUGGCUUUGCCAGUGGUAGAGAGAUUAGCUGGGGAAGUGAUCCUAUGGAAUGAGUACAUGUCUGGGUAAUAGGUUUCUUGUAGGAGAGGAGGCAUUGCGAUAUCCAACCCUUUAGGAUUCCAAACCGGGUUGUGGGGGAUUUUUUGUUAUGCAGACCCAUUUGGGAAUCAUUAUUGGUGAUUAAUGGAAAACCUUUCUGACCUGAAGUAUAAUAGGGGACUUCAAAUUGUUAUUACAGCUAAGAAGAAAAACAUGGGAUGCGAUACACAGGGGCAAGAUUGAACGCAUCACAGACUACAUUGCUGGGGUGACUAUAAUUGCUAUAUGCACUAUCAGCAAUCAGUGCAACUGGUGUGAACCCAAGGAAGACGCUUCUGAUUACGGGUUGAUAAGUUUCUUUUUUGCCAAGUUACUGGACACUUUUGGAACCCUGAUAAUGAAAACUAGUUCAUAUUACAUCACUUGCCUAACUUUUUAAGAGCACUGUUUGUACAUGAAGAAGCACAUUUUCAGUUUCGGGAGGUGAUGGUUGAGAAAAGGGGGGAUGCACUGUGGUACUAAAAAGGACUUUGUUGACAUGCUGAGGGGGGAGAGCAAUCAUCGGUUUAAUACUAACAUUGUUCUAUGUGAUACGCCUGGAACACCCAGAGGGACGAGCUGGAAGAUUGACUUUUUCUAAAAAAUAAGGGAGGGGCUCGAUGCUUUUGAAGAAAGUUGUGGCAAAUGAAGAAGACGCGCGAAACAAAAAUGUGUCAAAAGUUUAGUGAUAUGUGAGACUACAAAGGGAAGAAUGGUGCUGGUAACAAAGAUGGAUUGAUAAACAAGUGAAGGGAUCAAAGAUACAACAUAUUUCCCCAUGUUGAUGUGAGGGUGGAGAAUACUAUUAGGGUUGUGAAGCAUGGAGAGCAAGAGACUACCAAGGGAAUUAGUCGGUGUAAAUUGUCAGUAUAUCCAUAGUAUUCAUGAAGGAAGAUUGAUGGGAACUUUAGUGGAGGAAUCGAUCCCCAAAAGAUCAAAGGUAGAAGCAGGUGAGCAUUGUAGGCCCUUUGAAUCUGUGGUGUGAAUGUAUUGUUCUUGCUUCAGUAGGGAAUGGAUCAAUGGAUCCGAACGGUUUUACUUUAGUUGUUUUUCAAUAGUUAUAUGGAGUUCUACAGAGGGAAAGCUCAGUAGAGGGUUUUCAAAACUAGAUCAGACAGUAGAUGAUCUCUGAGGUCGUCAAUUUGUUGAAUGGGAGAACAAAGAAUCAUCAUAGAAAUCCUUGUAACAAAACUAGCGAUAAGUUAGGCUCCAUUGCACUGCUAUCAUAGGUUUUAGGACAAUAGGGGACCAAUGAAGCGAGCCAAUCAUCUCACUCCUUUGGCGAUAAGACAUGGGACCUUGACGAAACCCACGGACUGGCAUUUUUUGCAGACAAUGGACACUAGUAAAACUGGUUUUGAUUAAAUUGGCAGAGGGGAGUGCCCCUGUUAUUAGAGCUGCUGAUUGGUUCUCUCAUGGUUUGAACAUCAGGAGAUUUAAGUUGUCUUCUCAGUAUGCAGAUCAGCAAGCGAAUGUCUCUAGACAAGCCGCUGAUGUUUUCCAGCAUUCACACUCUCAUGUGUGGUAGUUUGACGUAUGAAAGAAUACCCCUGAUGCAUGCCAUAACAUUAAGUCACGGCAAUUUCUUCGGUCAGGGCAUAUUUUAAAAAGGAAAAUCAAUAGUCAUCACAUGAAUUCAUUACGACUGAGAUCCAUGAUUACAAUCUCUCAAAUUCAGGAACGCCUACAACAUGGUGCUGCACAAGUUUGGAGAUAAGCUUUACUCGGGCCUCAUCGCCACAAUGACGUUGCACCUGAAAGAAAUAUCCAAGUCCAUAGAGGCCGCUCAGGGUGGUCUGUUCCUCGAGGAGCUCAACAGGAAAUGGGGAGAGCACAACAAGGCGUUGCAGAUGAUACGGGACAUCCUGAUGUACAUGGACAGGACCUACGUCUCUAAUAACAAUAAGACACCUGUUCAUGAGCUGGGGCUGAGCCUGUGGAGGGAGCACAUCAUCCACUCUGAGAACAUCAGGUCGCGGCUGCUCAACAUGCUCCUGGAGCAGAUAUACAGGGAGCGGACGGGGGAGGUCAUCGAUCGGGGGCUGAUGAGGAACAUAACCAAGAUGCUGUCGGACUUGGGGCCGUCGGUGUACCAGGAGGACUUUGAGAAACCCUUCCUGGAAGUCUCAGCGAGCUUCUACAGCGGGGAAUCCCAGCAAUUCAUCGAGUGCUGCAGUUGCGGCGAGUACCUGAAGAAGGCCGAGAGGUGGCUGAAUGAGGAGAUGGAGAGGGUGACCCACUACCUGGAUCCGAAGAGCGAGCCCAAGAUCACGAGCGUGGUGGAGAGGGAGAUGAUCGCCAACCACAUGCAGAGGCUGGUCCACAUGGAGAACUCGGGCCUAGUGGACAUGCUGGUCAACGACAGGUACGAGGACCUGGGCCGGAUGUACAGCUUGUUCCGCCGGGUCCCCGACGGGCUGUCGACGAUUCGAGAUGUGAUGACCUCCCAUCUUCGGGAGAAGGGGAAGCAGCUUGUGACGGACCCGGAGAGGCUGAGGGACCCAGUUGACUUCGUGCAGCACCUUCUGGACGAAAAGGACAAGUAUGACAAGAUCAUCGGGUCGUCCUUCAACAACGACAAGACCUUCCUGAACGCGCUGACAUCGUCGUUCGAGUACUUUAUCAACCUCAACGGGCGAGCCCCCGAGUUUAUCUCCCUGUAUGUGGAUGACAAGUUCCGGCGGGGCCUGAGGGGGGUCAGCGAGGAGGACGUGGAGGCGGUCCUCGACAAGGUGAUGACCCUGUUCAGGUACCUGCAGGAGAAGGAUGUGUUCGAGAAGUACUACAAGCAACAUCUGGCCAAGCGGCUGCUCUACGGGAAGACCGUAUCUGACGACGCGGAGAGGAGCCUGAUCGUGAAGCUCAAGACGGAGUGCGGCUACCAGUUCACCUCCAAGCUGGAGGGCAUGUUCACCGACCUGAAGACCUCCCAGGACACGAUGCAGGGCUUUAGCGCAGGCCAGGGCCCCGAGGCCGCCGGCGAGGGCCCCGCGAUCGUCGUGCAGGUCCUAACGACGGGGUCCUGGCCCAUGCAGCCCAGCGCCGCCUGCAACCUCCCGGCGGAGCUGCUUCCCGUCUGUGAACGGUUCCGGGCCUACUACCUCGGCACGCACACGGGGCGGCGGCUUUCGUGGCAGACGAACAUGGGCACGGCGGACCUCAGGGUGGCCUUCGCCAGAAACCAGCGGCACGAGCUGAACGUCUCGACCCACCAGAUGUGCAUCCUGAUGCUGUUCAACUCCGCCGACCGCCUGGGCUACCGGGAGAUCGAGCAGGCCACCGAGAUCCCAGCCGCGGACCUGCGGCGCUGCCUGCAGUCGCUGGCCUGCGUGAAAGGCAAGAACGUGCUCCGCAAGGAGCCCAUGAGCAAGGACGUGGGCGACGACGACGCCUUCUUCGUCAACGACGCCUUCGCCAGCAAGUACUACAAGGUGAAGAUCGGCACGGUGGCGGCGCAGAAGGACUCAGAGCCGGAGAAACAGGAGACACGGCAGCGCGUGGAGGAGGAUCGCAAGCCCCAGAUCGAGGCGGCUAUCGUGCGCAUCAUGAAGUCCCGCCGGGUCCUGGACCACAACAACGUCGUCGCCGAGGUGACCCGCCAGCUACAGUCCCGCUUCCUGCCCAACCCCGUUGUCAUCAAGAAGCGCAUCGAGUCCCUCAUCGAGCGGGAGUUCCUCGAGCGCGACAAGGCCGACCGGAAGCUCUACCGGUACCUCGCCUGA